AUGUCCAACAGCAAUAUUACUAGUACCUGGAAGAGCUUUUCCGACAAGUCUGGCAACUUCCAGCGCCCUCCCACCGUCCUCCAUGACAAGAUCUCCAAAGAGCCUGGAGCCAAAUUCCCUGCGGAGAAGGGCAGAUAUCACCUCUACGUCAGCUAUGCUUGUCCCUGGGCACAUCGGAUUUUGAUUGCUCGAAAGCUCAAGGGUCUAGAAGACAUCAUCCCAUUCACUUCUGUACACUGGUAUCUAAAAGACGGCGGAUGGCGCUUUGCGACUGCCGAGGAUACAGACGCCGAGGGAGAGAAUGUGACACCUGACCCGCUCCACGAGGACUUUACUCAUUUACGACAAGUUUACUAUGAAUCUAACCCCGACUACCAAGCCCGAUUCAGUGUCCCUGUGCUGUAUGACAAGAUCCAGAAAGUCAUUGUGAACAACGAAAGCAGCGAAAUCCUUCGCAUGUUUGGCACAGAGUUUGACGACAUCAUCGACGAAAAGUAUCGCAAUGUCGUGCUAUAUCCCGAAGCGCUCCAGGGCCAGAUUGACGAGGUCCAUUCUUGGCAUUACGAUAACAUAAACAACGGCGUUUAUAAAUGCGGCAUUGCAACCACACAAGAAGCUUAUGAGCGUGCCGUUACGGAACUUUUCGAGGCCUUGGAUAAAUGCGAGAAGCACUUUGCAUCGACUGAAGGCCUUCAUUGGUUUGGUAAGGUUCUUACAGAAGUUGAUGUUAGGCUCUAUGUCACACUUAUCCGGUUCGAUGUUGUAUACGUUCAACACUUCAAGUGCAAUAUUCGCGACAUCCGCUCUGGCUACCCGCACAUCCACAAAUGGCUGCGAAACCUUUACUGGAACGUCCCAGCGUUCAGAGAAACCACCAACUUCCUGCACAUCAAGAACCACUAUACCAAGAGUCAUACGCCUAUUAACCCUCUUUCAAUUACCCCUGUUGGUCCACUUCCGCACAUCCUGCCUCUGGACGAGGAAGUUGCUGCUGUAAAAGCAAGUGUAUAG
This is a messenger RNA of Trichoderma virens Gv29-8, 1011 nucleotides long. RefSeq lists its product as uncharacterized. The transcript is spliced from 7 exons. The coding region runs from base 1 to 1011 and encodes 336 amino acids. The record is from RefSeq and is a predicted model, not a curated record. Gene Ontology annotation, cellular component: cytoplasm. Gene Ontology annotation, molecular function: glutathione transferase activity. NCBI's taxonomy places the organism in Eukaryota, Fungi, Ascomycota, Sordariomycetes, Hypocreales, Hypocreaceae.